CCCCGCCCCCGUGUCCCCCCCACCCCGCUGACCCCGCCCCCGUGUCCCGCAGGCAUCACGUUCCUGUCGGGCGGGCAGAGCGAGGAGGAGGCGUCCAUCAACCUCAACGCCAUCAACCGCUGCCCGCUGCUGCGCCCGUGGGCGCUCACCUUCUCCUACGGGCGCGCGCUGCAGGCGUCCGCCCUGCGCGCCUGGGCCGGCAAGAAGGACAACACCAAGGCCGCCCAGGAGGAGUACGUCAAACGGGCCCUGGCGAACUCCCUGGCGUGCCAAGGCAAAUACACCCCCAGCGGCUCCGCCGGCGCCGCCGCCACCGAGUCGCUCUUCGUGUCCAACCACGCCUACUGAUGUCACCGCUGACGUCAUCGCCCGCGUCACCCCCCGCCUCAUCAGCACUCCGCCCCCGCUGCUCCCCUGGCCCCGCCCCCUUUCCCCCACACCCCCCCUGGUGACAAUAAAGUGGCGACAGAUUGAA
This is a messenger RNA of Columba livia (rock pigeon), 475 nucleotides long. Its product is annotated as fructose-bisphosphate aldolase A-like. Gene Ontology annotation, biological process: fructose 1,6-bisphosphate metabolic process; glycolytic process. The annotation marks the transcript as partial. The transcript has 2 exons. The record is from RefSeq and is a predicted model, not a curated record. NCBI's taxonomy places the organism in Eukaryota, Metazoa, Chordata, Aves, Columbiformes, Columbidae. Gene Ontology annotation, cellular component: cytosol. Gene Ontology annotation, molecular function: fructose-bisphosphate aldolase activity.